Trichechus manatus latirostris (Florida manatee) is the source of this 2992-nucleotide messenger RNA. It is a transcript of the gene RINT1, whose product is annotated as RAD50 interactor 1. The record is from RefSeq and is a predicted model, not a curated record. The coding region runs from base 220 to 2598 and encodes 792 amino acids. Lineage: Eukaryota; Metazoa; Chordata; Mammalia; Sirenia; Trichechidae. Gene Ontology annotation, biological process: regulation of ER to Golgi vesicle-mediated transport; endoplasmic reticulum to Golgi vesicle-mediated transport; retrograde vesicle-mediated transport, Golgi to endoplasmic reticulum. The transcript is spliced from 15 exons. Gene Ontology annotation, cellular component: Dsl1/NZR complex.
CCGGCAGGCAGCGGGAGCCCUAGCGCAUGGUUGGCGGCUGCGCAGGCAGGGCCUCUCUAGGCCGAGAGGAAGAAAGCAGCGAGACGAGAGGAAGGCGCGGUGGCGUCCAGCCCAGCAGCUUCUGAGGGGUUUGCUGGUGUGCGUGUCUUCGCUGGCCGGAGCAGGACUGCACAGGCCACGCUGGCUGCGCGUGGAGCUGAGGACGCGCACACGGGCGAGAUGCUCCUGGCAAGCGAGAUCGGCGAGCCGCCGGCGGCCCCGUGCUGCACUGAAAGUGGUGAUGAGAGGAAGAAUAUCGAGGAGAAAGGUAACAUAAAUACGGCAGCUCUUUUUGGAAGUGAACAAGUCAUCGAAAGCACAGAUAAUGGUGAUCUCUCUUCCUAUGUGUCUGCAUUCAUAGAAAAGGAAGUUGGAAAUGACCUUAAAUCUUUAAAAAAACUUGACAAACUCAUAGAACAGAUGACAGAAAGUAAAAUGCAGUUAGAAGAACAGGUACUUACAAUUUCAUCAGAAAUCCCUAAAAGAAUUCAAAGUGCCUUAAAAAAUGCAGAGGAAUCAAAGCAAUCCCUUAAUCGCCUUCUGGAGCAAGAAACUCAUCUCUUCACCUCCAUUAACAGCCACUUACUGACUGCACAGCCCUGGAUGGAUGAUCUUGGGACCAUGAUUAAUCAAAUUGAAGAGAUUGAACGGCAUCUCGCUUACCUGAAAUGGAUUUCACAAAUUGAGGAACUAAGUGAUAACAUCCAACAAUAUCUGAUGACCAAUAAUGUACCUGAGGCAGCCUCUACUCUGGUGUCUAUGGCAGAACUUGACAUCAAGCUUCAGGAAUCAUCUUGUACUCAUCUUCUUGGUUUCAUGAGAGCCACUGUUCAAUUCUGGCAUAAAAUUCUCAAGGACAAGCUUACAAGUGAUUUUGAGGAAAUAUUAGCACAGCUUCACUGGCCAUUCAUUGGACCUCCUCAGUCUCAAACUGUUGGCUUAAGUCGACCAGCCAGUGCCCCUGAGAUAUACACUAACCUGGAGACAUUGUUUUGUCAACUUCUCAAACUGCAAACCUCAGAUGAAUUACUUACUGAGCCAAAACAACUCCCAGGAAAGUACUCUCUGCCUGCAUCCUCUUCUGUCAUCCUGCCCAUCCAGAUUAUGCUGACUCCCCUUCAGAAGAGGUUCCAGUAUCACUUCAGAGGGAACCGGCAGACCAAUGUUAUCAGCAAGCCUGAAUGGUACCUGGCUCAGGUACUUAUGUGGAUUGCAAACCACACUCAGUUUCUGGAUGAGAAGAUUCAGCCUGUAUUAGACAAAGUUGGCUCUUCAGUAAAUGCAAGGCUUGAAUUUUCUCGAGGCCUUAUGAUGCUGGUUCUUGAGAAGUUAGCUACUGAUAUUCCUUGCCUGCUCUAUGACGACAAUCUCUUCUGUCAUUUGGUGGAUGAGGUGCUUUUGUUUGAAAGGGAGCUACACAGUGUUCAUGGCUAUCCUACCACUUUUGCUAGUUGUAUGCAUAUUCUAUCAGAGGAAACCUGUUUUCAGAGAUGGUUGACUGUGGAGAGAAAAUUUGCUCUUCAAAAAAUGGACUCAAUGCUUUCAUCAGAAGCUGCCUGGAUAUCCCAGUAUAAGGAUAUCACUGACGUGGAUGAAAUGAAAGUUCCAGACUGUGCAGAAACUUUUAUGACUCUACUCUUGGUUAUAACUGACAGGUAUAAAAAUCUCCCUACAGCUUCCCGAAAGCUGCAGUUCCUGGAGUUACAGAAGGACUUAGUAGAUGAUUUUAGGAUACGAUUAACUCAGGUGAUGAAAGAAGAGACUAGAGCUUCCCUUGGCUUUCGAUACUGUGCAAUUCUUAACGCUGUUAACUACAUCUCAACAGUUCUAGCAGAUUGGGCUGAUAAUGUUUUCUUUCUACAACUUCAGCAGGCAGCACUGGAGGUCUUUGCAGAGAAUAAUACACUCAGUAAAUUGCAGCUAGGACAACUAGCCUCUAUGGAGAGUUCUGUCUUUGAUGACAUGAUUAACCUUUUAGAGCGUUUAAAGCAUGACAUGUUGACGCGUCAAGUAGACCAUGUUUUUAGAGAAGUUAAGGAUGCUGCAAAAUUAUAUAAAAAAGAAAGAUGGUUGUCUUUGCCAUCUCAGUCAGAGCAAGCAGUAAUGUCCCUGUCCAGUUCAGCCUGUCCGUUACUGCUUACUUUACGAGACCGCUUACUUCAGUUGGAGCAGCAGCUUUGUUUCUCCUUAUUUAAAAUUUUCUGGCAGAUGCUUGUAGAGAAACUGGAUAUAUACAUCUACCAAGAAAUCAUUCUUGCUAAUCACUUCAAUGAAGGAGGAGCAGCUCAGUUGCACUUUGAUAUGACUCGGAAUCUUUUCCCUUUGUUUUCCCACUAUUGCAAGAGACCAGAAAAUUAUUUUAAGCACAUAAAAGAAGCUUGUAUCGUCCUGAAUUUGAACAUUGGUUCUGCCCUACUUCUGAAAGAUGUACUGCAAUCAGCUUAUGGGCAACCUCCAGCCACGGCGGCAUUAAAUGAAAUUGGAAUUUACAAACUGGCUCAACAAGAUGUUGAGAUUCUACUUAAUUUGAGAACAAAUUGGCCUAAUACUGGAAAAUAAUACAAGUUUUUCAAGAAGAGCUUUUUGAGAUUUUUUUUUUAACAAAGAGAGAGCCAGUUAGAUUUCAACUUAUGUGAUGAUGUUCUGUAUUGAUGAAACUGGACAACUGAAAACUUCAAAGACUCAUUUAUUAUCUUGGACUUCACGUUAUUAUUAAAAUCCUGACCAUAUAGCUCGAAACCUCUUGUCCCUAAGGAAAAAAAAAAAAAGACAUAAUAUUCAGAAACUAUGAAAACUAAGUAAUUCCAUUUAUAAAUAUAAAUGCUGAUGUGUCUGUCUGUUGAAAAUACAAAAGCAGAGAUAAUAAAUUAUGAUUGACUUUCAAUAUCCUGUGCUAAUUGAGACUGUUGUGGAUAAUCAAACAUAGUGAAUAAAUUUUUUAAAAAAUUACUUU